AGUGCGUUGACGUACGGUCCAUGAGAGAGCAAUCAACUCCCUUGAUGGCAGCCAACGCCAACGUCUCGUUCGGGCGCGUGUACGGCGACCGAUUCCGCAGCUGGGACGAGUUUGAGAGCGCACGAAAGGCGUUCCAGCGCGACCACGGUAUCUCGCUCUACUCGCGCGGUGCGACGCGAGCCAAGGGCACCAGCGGGCAGCAGUUCUGGUGCAAAUAUAAAAACUCCAAGAGCUUCAAGCCAAAGGACGACGACAACCCGCCGUUGAAGAAGAGCUUGUGCGCUGCAGGCCUGCACCUGCUCCUUGACGCCGACGGGAGCCUCGUCGUUCAGAACGAAGUCGGGCUUCACAACCAUCCGCCCGAAUUCCCCGUGGCACGUGGUGUCCGCACUCGACCCCAGGUCGCGGUGCACGAGUCGCCUCUGAGCAAGGCGGUGAAACGAAAGCGGUUCACGUGCGAUGGCGACGACAGCCUUCCGCCACGGGCCACCGACGCUGUCAAGGCCGAGGACAAGCAGAGUCCGGUGCUUCGAGGCACGACAGCUGAGCCCGCUGUAACCGAGCUCGGUGGUUUCGCUCCGAUAUUGGGCCACGAGACUCGGCGCCAAGGACUCGAUUUUGCCAACGAGCGGCCAGAGCGACCCGAGAGCCGGCAAAGGACCGAUCAGGGUAGUAGCCGCGUUCGUGUCAUCGAGCACGAGCGUUGCGCGCGUCCCACAAGUAUCGUCGACCCAACGAAUCGUCGCCGUCUCGCAAAGGACGUCGAAGCGCCAACAAAAAGCAACGCCGUCGUCGACUUCUUUCUCUACAAGCGCUCCAAGUAUAUGGCGCUUCUCGAUGGCGCUGUCAAGGACAAGAAGCGUCAUGGCCCGCGGAGCUUGCAUCUCGGCAAAGCGUACCGCACGGUCGACGCGCACGAACCGCCGCUGCAGACCAUUGGGCCAUAUCCAAUCUCAUCAUCGCUGCUCAAGGACAUCGCCUAUGACCGGUGGCUCUACGACGAUAGUGUCAACGCCUGGCUGCAUCUCGUCGCGGCGGUCGCCAACAAAGAGUACACCCGACGCCUCUUGUGCAUCGAGAGCACCUCGUGGGCCUACGACUGCGAGCAACCAACGCCGAGACUGCCCUCGAAGGCGACGAACUGGUUCAACUUUGCCUACGUGCUGGUACCGAUCACCAUAGCCAACGCGCACUGGUGCCUCGUCGUCGUGGCCAUGGACGCGCGCGAGCUUGUGAUCUACGAUGCGAGGUCGUGGCACACGUUCGAGGACCGCCUCAGUCGCAUCAACGCCACAAUCGAGCUCCACGCGGCGCAGAAGGGUGUCGAAUGGCGAUCUUGGCCGCACCGGCAGGUGACGCUGGCCCAGAAGAAUGACCAUGACGGUGGUGUCUACCUCGCGGCCGUGGCCGAACGCUACGCCCGCGAUGCGCCGGUCACUGUCGAGGACCUCACCGAUGCGUUUUGCGCGUCGUACCGCAGCUACAUGCUGCAAUCACUGCUUCGAGGAGCCUUGGUCGAGUAG
Messenger RNA from Saprolegnia diclina VS20, 1523 nucleotides. RefSeq lists its product as hypothetical. The record is from RefSeq and is a predicted model, not a curated record. Gene Ontology annotation, molecular function: cysteine-type peptidase activity. The coding region runs from base 21 to 1523 and encodes 500 amino acids. The transcript has 6 exons. Gene Ontology annotation, biological process: proteolysis. NCBI's taxonomy places the organism in Eukaryota, Oomycota, Saprolegniomycetes, Saprolegniales, Saprolegniaceae.